AUGUGGAUCAUCUCAUUUUGGGUCUUUCCGGUCAUUUCAGCAUGCACCUGGGUUGCUAUGCUGAUUGCCAUGUUGGCAACCUGGGCUCGAGAAGGUAGCCCUAUAUACGCCAGUAUGGAAACCGGUCAAACAAUCGCAUAUAUCUCCGACAUUGGUGCUCAGGGCCUCAAGCCCCUUUUCAUUGCAGGGAGCUGCGUGACUGUCGCCUUUCUCGACCUCUCCUUUCUCUCCGAACGAUGGCUUCGUCACGCAGGGCAGCUGGUACCCAACAAGGGUCUGUUCGAUAAAAGCUGUGCGAUUGCCUCCAUCUGCUUCUCGAUCGCCGGUGCGCUGGGUUUGAUUCUGCUAUCAAUCUUCGAUACGUUGCGGCAUCCGCAUAUGCAUGACGGGUUUCUGGUGAUGUUCUUGGCGGGCUACCUCAUCAGCGCAAUCCUCAUCUGCUGCGAAUACUGGCGGCUAGGGAUCUUCUACCGCUCCCAGCAUCGUGUCCUCCUGGCCAGUUUCAUCAUCAAGCUCUCCUUCGUCAUUAUCGAGAUUGCGCUGGCCAUUGCGUUCGGCGUCUUGGGAAAUAAGGGCGGACAUUAUCGCAAUGCCGCUGCGGUUUUAGAAUGGGUGAUCGCUUUAAUUUUUACGUUCUAUGUCCUGUCCUUUGUGGUUGACUUGUUGCCUUCGGUUCGCACCCGAAAACACGUGCCGCAAGGCGAGAAGCGCAUCGAGUUGGGCCGGAACGGGCACGCCCAUGUCAGCACCAGCAGCGACCAAGGGACUGAAGAAGUACCCGUCACCACCGACUCGGCCGGACCCAAUGCCAACUACUAUCGCGGUCAACGGAUUUAUUAG
Molecule: messenger RNA, 840 nt
Organism: Aspergillus aculeatus ATCC 16872
Lineage: Eukaryota; Fungi; Ascomycota; Eurotiomycetes; Eurotiales; Aspergillaceae
Product: Frag1/DRAM/Sfk1 family protein
Exons: 5
Coding region: 1-840 (279 amino acids)
Cellular component (GO): plasma membrane
Source: RefSeq, a predicted model, not a curated record